This is a messenger RNA of Stomoxys calcitrans (stable fly), 1847 nucleotides long. RefSeq names its product maltase A1. Gene Ontology annotation, biological process: carbohydrate metabolic process. The record is from RefSeq and is a predicted model, not a curated record. The transcript is spliced from 4 exons. Bases 45 to 1811 code for a protein of 588 amino acids. NCBI's taxonomy places the organism in Eukaryota, Metazoa, Arthropoda, Insecta, Diptera, Muscidae.
AUAAAAAGAAAAUUAUUAAAAUAUUAUAAAAAUAAAACUUAAUAAUGAAGUUAUUUGCAAGUGCCAUAGUUAUAGUGAUUGCCUUGGCCAGUGAUUGUUGGGCCAAGGAUUGGUGGGAAAAUGGCAACUAUUAUCAAAUAUAUCCACGAUCCUUUCGUGACAGUGAUGGUGAUGGCAUUGGAGAUUUAAAUGGUAUCACCGAAAAACUUCAGUAUCUCAAGGAUAUAGGCUUUACUGCCACCUGGCUAUCGCCCAUAUUCAAAUCUCCCAUGGCUGAUUUUGGCUAUGACAUCUCCGACUUCUAUCAAAUACAUCCCGAAUAUGGCACCAUGGAAGAUUUUGAGAGAAUGAUUAAGAAAGCCAAAGAGGUUGGAAUAAAAAUUAUUCUCGAUUUUGUACCCAAUCACUCCAGCGAUGAGAAUGAAUGGUUUAGAAAAUCCGAAGACAAUGAUCCCGAAUAUCGUGAUUUCUAUGUUUGGCAUAAUGGAAAGAUUAGCUCACUAACUGGCGAACGUGAGCCACCCAGCAAUUGGUUGAGCGCCUUCCGUUACAGUGCCUGGCAAUGGAGCGAAAAGCGACAGCAAUAUUAUCUGCAUCAAUUUGCCAUUAAACAGCCUGACUUGAAUUAUCGCAAUCCCCAUGUGGUGGAAGAGAUGAAAAAUGUCAUGCGUUUCUGGUUGGGCAAAGGUAUUGCUGGCUUUCGCAUAGAUGCGGUGCCUUUCCUAUUCGAAAAAGACCUGGGAUCCAACAACAACUAUCUCGAUGAACCGGUCAAUGAAAAUUGUCCUGAUCCUAAUGAUUACUGCCAUCUGCAUCACAUCUAUACCAAUGAUCAACCCGAAACAUUCGAUAUGGCCUAUCAAUGGCGUGCUUUGGCGGAUGAGUUUAAAAGAGAACAUGGCGGCGACACUCGCAUACUGAUGACCGAAGCCUAUACCAGUUUUGAAAAUAUCAUGAAAUUCUAUGGUGAUGGACUGCGAAAUGGUUCGCACAUUCCCUUCAACUUUGAUUUUCUAUCGAGUGAACUCAAUUACUCAAAUGCCCAAGAAGUUGUGGAUCACAUUAAGAAAUGGAUGGCGGCUAUGCCCAAAGGUGUCCAUGCCAAUUGGGUAUUGGGUAAUCAUGACAAUCAUCGUUUGGCCUCCCGUUUGGGUGUCAAUAGGGCAGAUCUCUUUAAUAUAUUGCUGCAGACAUUGCCAGGAAAUGCGGUAACCUAUAAUGGUGAGGAGUUAGGUAUGACCGAUGUCUUUAUCAGCUGGGAGGAUUCUGUCGACCCUCAGGCCUGUAAUGCCAGCCCUGAAACGUAUUAUGCGGUAUCACGAGACGUAGCUCGUACCCCCUAUCAAUGGGAUGCCUCCAAUUUGGCCGGCUUCACCACCGGCGAUCACAGUUGGCUACCGGUUGCUGCCAAUUAUACCACUGUCAAUGCUUUGGCUCAAUUACGUGCCCCACAAUCGCACUUGCAAAUCUUUAAGAAAUUAGUGAAACUACGCAAAGAACCUUCUUUUCAAGAUGGUGAACUAAAAAUACAGGCCAUUGAGGAUGAUAUUGUCAUUUAUUCGCGUGAAAAGAAAGGCAGCGACCUAUAUGUGAUUGUCUUGAAUUUAGGCACUCACGAUAAAACCAUUAACAUUAAUAAGUAUUACGAUAUGGGCAAAAAGGCUGAAAUAAUAACAACAUCGAUGCAAUCGAAAAUGGUUGAUGGUCAAGUAAUCGAUCCCACUCAAUUUGUGGCCCAGGCUGAGGUGGGAACUGUUUUGGUUCAAGUUUUUGAUAUACAUGGAAGAUAUUAUCAUUAUGAUACUGUAUAAGAAAUUAAUUUAAAAUAAAAUUUUAUUUUUAAUAGA